AUGGGGGCUUCAUCUGGAUGGAGUGGGUCCUCGAAUUCCCAAACUACUAAUGCCGGUUUUGGUAAUAGUGGAUGGGGAGCUGGCACCGGAGCUGGAUUUGGGACAUCAGGAUUUGGCACCGGUGGCAGUGUUGGUACAGCAGGAUUUGGCACCGGUGGAGGUGUUGGCAGUGCAGGAUUUGGCAGACCAGGAUUUGGCGCCGGCGGAGGCGUUGGGACACCAGGAUUUGGCGCCGGCGGCAGUGUUGGUACAGCAGGAUUUGGCACCGGUGGAGGUGUUGGCAGUGCAGGAUUUGGCACACCAGGAUUUGGCGCCGGCGGAGGCGUUGGGACACCAGGAUUUGGCACACCAGGAUUUGGCGCCGGCGGUGGCGUUGGCACACCAGGAUUUGGCGCCGGUGGUGGCUUUGGGACACCAGGAUUUGGCAUCGGUGGUGGUCACAUCGGAACUGGAGGUCUUGGCUGGGGCAGAGGUGGCUUUGGAAGACUCAACAGCUUUGUCAACCCCAUGCUCAACACAACUAUAACCUGCACCUUUUCAAACACUGGCAUCACUGGCUCCAUUACCCUGAAGAGGCAGCAGAACUGGGGAGGAUGGGGAAUGGGAUGGGGACAAACAUCAGGCAGAAAUAUCGGUGGAUCACUCGUCAUCAGAACAUCAACCGUUUCCGGAACCUACAACCUUGUUUUCACUGAGCGAUCCCGUGACGGAACCAAAACUUCCGACAGUCUUGGCCCAGUAAUCGGGGCCACCCAGUGGGGCCAGUCCAGUGGAUGGGGAGGCCAGUCCAGUGGAUGGGGAGGACACGGAUUGAGAAACCUGUGGAGCAACCCUUGGUCCAACACGUUCGGCACUGCCAGUUCCAACACACAGGGAGUCGCCACAACCGUCACCCUUUCAACCAACCAAGAAACCGUCGUCGACCUUGCAUCUGCUAACUUACCCUUCAGGGACCUUAAUCUUUACGGAGGGCGUGGUCUUGGACUGUGUGCCACUCUGACCACUGACACCAAUGGCCGUACUGUCUGCGCAGAUCCAAUCCUUGCCUGCUGCACACUGGGCUUUGACAACCAGGACGCUGUGACGCCUGCAGCUCCCUAA
Messenger RNA from Haliotis rubra (blacklip abalone), 1101 nucleotides. Its product is annotated as glycine-rich cell wall structural protein 1-like. The record is from RefSeq and is a predicted model, not a curated record. The coding region runs from base 1 to 1101 and encodes 366 amino acids. NCBI's taxonomy places the organism in Eukaryota, Metazoa, Mollusca, Gastropoda, Lepetellida, Haliotidae. The transcript has a single exon.